CCUAAAUUGCCUCAACUCCAACUUAAUUGAUCUAUUUGAGUUUUUUUGUUUUUUCUUCAGUAUCUUUUCAAACAGAUCGUACUUACAAAAUGCGCCCUAAUGACAGUACUGCGACUAUAAUGCAUGGGUGGUAUUAUUUUUGCAUCGGGAUACCGCUGGUUCCAAGAGAAUUACACGGUUUCUCAGUUUGUGACCUGAGCAUUAUAUUUCUGCUUGAUGCCAACGGUUCCGUCGUGGCGCAAUCAAAUCGCAGGUCGAUCUGAGGCCGGCUUAAUAUAUAGUUGCCAUGGUUGGUCACCAGCGUCCGUAUAAGGACUAUAUAUAACCUUGUCUCGGCAUGCGGACUUGGAAUACAUCCGCCUGAUACAAACGAAGUGGCACCUUUUGAAAGCAAUCAUGACUCGUUCCAGUUUCCCGUUGGGUAUUGGACACGAUGCAGUAAUCGCAAUCCGAUUGUUUCUUCUUCUCGUCUUUAUGCAUCUUUGUCACUGCAUUUCCGGAGAAUUGAAAGCGCUUUCUCUCAUUGGCAAGAAUGCACUUCAAAGUAGCACUUACCAGGGCCAUUCAGCCUACAUGGCUAAUAAUGCUAUCGACGGAGAUCUAACCACGUUCCAAAGUACAGACGUCGUUGGUAAUAGCCAUCCAUGGUGGAUAGUGGACCUAGGCUCGGAGUACACUGUGGCUCGCAUCACCGUCACCAACCGCCACACACCGGAAGUAGGUGGAGUAUUCAUCGUUAAUACGUUGGCGAGAGCGGGCCUACACGAUGACUCCGAGUACGAGCUGAACCAACCGUGCGGCGUACCGGUUACCACAGCGGAAUCAACGCCGGCAUCAGUGCACGAAUUCUGGUGCGACCCACCGGUCACGGCGCGAUACGUCUCCCUGGACAAAAUAGUCACUAACACUGAACAUAAACUGCUGAAUGUUGCUGAGGUGGAAGUCGAUACUGUCGAUGUGAUGGAACAAUCGACAAAGGUCAAUGGAGACUUUGCCGAGUGCAAACCUGCUUGGAAGACACCAGCUACCUUCACGUUGCUGUAUGAAGGAGGCUCCAUCGCCAAUGGUGACCCGCUGACAACCAAGGCGGCCCGGUCUCCGAUGCACUGCGCCCUGUACUGCCUCAUCGAGGCCGACUGCGUCUCCUUCGACUACGCAGCAUCGGGAGGACAGUGUCGUCUUUACGGCCUGAAUCCGGCACAGAUCGUCAUCAUCCCGAACGACGAUGUCGCAAUUUUCUUGUGUGGGCUGCAUGGGUGAUUUCUGUGCAGCCAUUCACUGAGAAUCAUUGGCAAUUAUCCUGAAAAGUACAUAUAGGCCUACCUGAUGAUUUAAUGAGAAACAUUUAUCAAAGUGAAGAUUAUAAAAGGACUGGUAUCGAGAAAAUAUUCCGCCUUAAAGGGGAUUAGGCCUACGGUCUGAAACUCCAAACAUUUCACGUAUUGGAUUGUUUACUUAUCCUAUUUCAAAGGUCUGCCUGAAACCUAAUGUCUCAUACCGUUCCUGAGAAAAGACGGAAAAAAAACCCGGUGGGCAUGUUGUGGUAUAGGCAUGCGUAUUUCAAGCCGUGUCUAUUCAAUAUACCGCACACGUUGUGUGCGUCACAUAAUACACACAUCACCAAUACACAAAUGUCGUUUCUCACAAGUCUGCAGACCCCCCCCCCCCCCCCGAACUACUGAUAUAGACGCUUGAAGGUUUUAGAAGUAGGCCUACCCCUACCCACCGAUCCAUAAUAAUUGACCAUUAAACAAGUAGAUGGCCAUUCCAAGUCGAUUUAUAGCAGGGCUGAUUAGGACAAGCUCAUUAAAGGCAGUAAGUGCCCCCCAAAAGUUUUUAAAAUAAAUAAUAAAUAAGUGCCAUAAUGACAACAACCUUUUAAAAGAGCUAGUCUUGUUCAAAGACUGGAUUUGACAAUUUUGACAAGGCGAGUUCACUAGUCUUAGUAGCCGUUGAAUUGGUACUGUUGCAUUCAGUAUCGAUUGUCUCUCUAUACCGACCUCACCAUACUGACACGGUAAUACACUGCAACGUUGCGUUCCAUUACAAAGCUGUACACUCGGUGAGGGAGCGAAAGACUAGACAAACAUUUAAAUAGACCUUUAUCAUGCUGCCACCAUUUUGGUCAUGUUCCCUGUAUCUGAUAACAGUACUGAAUGAUUUUUUUUUGUGCAAAAGGAACCAGACUAUUUUUCCUUCAAGCCUCUCUUUGGUUACGUUGAUUUGAAUGGGAAAAAUUCAAGAUGGCUGCAACACAAUAAUGGUCUAUUCAACUAAUGCUAUACUCUGGGAAAUGCAAUCUUGGAGAAAAUAAGAUAAAACAGACAGCUUCUUUUUCAAAGAAUUAUUGUUCGAUACAAAAUGAAACCCUUUUUAAAAUCCGGAAUUUCUCAUCGAGUAUUUACAAUUAUAUUUUAAUUUUUUCAGUAUUCUGCAGAAAAGUAAAGCAGCUCUUAAAACUUCUUUUAAUUUAUUAAAAUUGAAUGCUCCUAGUGUACUUUUUUUCUCCACAAUUUUUAAAUGAAAUUAUAGAAACACCCUUUCCAAAGUGCGCGAAAAGUAAAUUGACUAAACAAGCAAUUAUAUUUCGCACAUGAGCACAAACUAAAUGGCGCCCAUGAACGGACGUACGUGCGCACGGCAUGCGCAAUCCUGGGCGCGGGAAAAUGAAAAACCAAAAGAUAAUCUGCAGAGGGUUUGAGGGAUGCCGAGGUCCCAGCAAUGUAGGGUCUAUGGUAUAUGUUUAAAUUUGUAUUUGUUCAAAAGUACCCCUUAACAUACCAAUUUCUUUUGUUCUACAUAAAAUAGGUUUAAAAACUCAGGAAUUCCAGAUUUCAAAAGACAUGCAUUCUUUAUAAAAAUCCAGAAAUCAGGAAAAAGUUCUGUCACAAAAAAAUCAGAAAACCGAAAACAAACAUCUGGAAAAAGAAUUUCAUGUAAUCAGGAACAAUCCUGACAACAAAAUUCCUGAAAUCCAGUAAAAAUCAUGACAAAAGUAUCCUGAAAUCUGGGAAAACUCCCGACAAAUCUCACGCCAGUUCCAUGUUGCACAUCAAAUCAGUCAUCAAUGCCUGAGUUUAUGUCCAUUCCAGCAGUAAGCCUAGCUAUUGCUACACUCAAGUCCCAGGUCAGAUUACCCGCCGACUACCCAAUACAGGUUGUAUUUGAUCCAGGGUUAAAAAAAAACAACCUUUUCUGGGUCAACAUGACACUUUCAGGGUCAAAAAAUGACAAUUUUCUUGGUCAAAAUGACACUUGUAAUGGUCAAAAUGACAUUUUCUCAGGGUCGAAAUGACCUUUUUCUGUGUCACACUUUCACUAAAGUUUCCGCGUCAAAAAUGACCAGGACAUGAUUCAGAGAAGGUUAAGUUUGACCGGGAUAUGCCUAAGUGCCAUUUUGACCCUGAAAAGCAUCAGGUCAAAUGACCCAGAUUCCGGGUACAAUCUGAUCCGGGACUUUUUUAGAGUGCUAUGUACAGUAUAGUAUAUACUUGCACAAUACCUCAGUCGAAAGGGCUUUUGGUUGGAAAUAGUGCAACGAACCCGCAACCGCGGUGAAGAUGUUGAAACAUUUUUCAUAUGUAUUUUAAAAUGGUUGAAAUUGUAAUUUUUAAAGUUUGUAAUUUAAAUUUGAAAUUGUAUUUCUGUGUAAAUGUUUUUCUCCAAUCAUUAUCUUUCAUAUUUAACUACAACAUCAAGAAAAAAGAAUAGUCUGGUUCCCAGACCUAAAGAUUCUGACUAUUUCUGGCAGUCAUUACAUUUUGUUAGUAGUCAGAUUUUUUUGGUCUGUUAACCAGAUUACAAAAAGGAUCGCUGAAACAGCAUUCCAAACAGAAUGAUUUGGAAAGUUUGACCACCACACUAACAAACUUUUUAAAAUCGGGAACUUUUAUCUUCUUCAAAAAAUUGUAAAUGUGUUAUCAUUGUUAACAUUUUAAAAAUAGAAGUACAUUUCUGAAAAAGGUUUGACUCAACUGCACUUCAAUGCUGCGAGAAAAAGGUUUGUAGGCUCCGCCCCCUUAAUACAAGUCGAGCUAUCAUUGGUUGAGCAAAACACUAUGGGCGGUACUACACUCCAAUAUGAUCGGCUGAUUGGCUCGUGCAUUUUGUACACAAAACAAAUAUCGUAGCUGUUAGUUGCACGAUUUAAGGUAUUAGGAGUACAUUGAAUAACCACUUCUGCAGCAGUGGAAAUGAUUUUUUUUAUAUUGUAUUUUUAGCUCAAUGUUCUUGAAAUUUAGGCCGUGCGUUCUAUAUAUUUUUAGGAAUAAUCUUUGAAACGGAGUAGUAUCUUUGUAUCAAGUUGUGUUUACUGUGGCAUAUAAGAUAAGCCAGGAAAAAAGAACAUCAUUAUAAAAUGGCUACAUCCCUGUAAACAUGCAUGUAUUAUUUCCCGAUAUUUAUUUAUAAGAAUUUAAAAAGAAAGAAAAAAAAAUGACACAGUGAGCCUGACAUUGCACAAGUAUAACGUCAAACAGCAACAGACAGCAAGUGGUCAGGACUUUUACUGUCGAACCUCAUAAAAAAAAAAUUCAGCAUAUCGUGAUUUCUUUUCUAAAGAGCAAACAAAAUAAAAUCAAUAAAUAAUUAUCUGUGGUAAGUUGCAAACAGGUUUAUCGGCAAAGGACUCCAUGCACGAAUGUAGGUGGCGCUUUUUUUUAUACACUUCUUCGAUCCCAGUGCACGGCCACCGCGUGCUUGAACAGGUUGACGCCCGGAUGACACAAAGAUGCACCACGAACUUAGCCACAGCGUCUUCGCAAUGCGUUCGAAGGUCCCUCCCAUUGGUCUAACCUUAUCUCUUCCUUUGUAAAAUGCGAUGAGGGCGCGUACUUGCGCGCGGAUCGGAUAUCAUAGGCCGAUUGUUUCGGGUGUUCCUUGCACGGUUCUGUACUACUUUCCCAUAAUCUUUCUAGAAUGAAAUCACCAGCGUUGCUUUCAAGAGGGAACUUCAUUAUGGGAACAUUCUUGGGAAGUAGUUCAGAGGACUGCAAGUAGUACUUGAUACAGUGGGUCCAUUGCGUAUAAACCUCCUGCAAUUUACCCCAGAUACUUAGCGAGAUCGGCCUUAACUGGUAAACAUCAUGCGUAGAUACAUGCACCGCUGGGUUUUGGAAUCAGAAAUCUACAAAGUAAAUUGAUUUCAACUGGCCUACACUUUAACAAGGGUUUUGUUUAUCUUCAUUUCAACUGGGGAAAAAUGUAACUUUUAAUAAAAUACAGGGCCAGAGUAAGGCAGGUGCAAUCAAGCAACCUAAGAGGUAAUUUGAAUUAUGUACAGAAAUCUAAGGAUGUGUCCUGUCACCACAAACACGAGAAUUUUCCAUUUUGCAGUAGGGGCAAAACCAAAAUUUAAGGGGUUAUAGAUUUGUUGUUUUUUUUACAGGUGAAUCUCAAUCUGUAAGUCCUGAUCUACCUUAGCCCAAUUGUUUGUUCUAUGAAACAUCUUUAAAACCUACUUUUAUCCCGUUUUAUUCGUUGACUGUUCAUUCACUGUAAAACAACAUCGGGAUUUUUUAAAUGUCAUUUUCUCAAAAUUUACUUUUACAACUUCAAUUUAGCUGGUAGUCUAUACUUCCAGGACUAAACCUAGUAACCACCUCAUGUUCUAUACCGUUAGAAAACUGUUGUUUUGCAGAAACCAGAAAUAAAACCAUCUCAAUUCCUUACAAGGUGACGGGUCAUAUAUGGUUAGCUUCAAUGGUGGUUUUGCAAAGUGCUUGUCAUGGGUUCGAGUCCAACCGGAGUAAGAUCAAGAAUGUUUCUUUUGCAAAUUCUCAGACAGCACAGUGCUUUAAGAGUAAAAUCAUUAAGGCAAACCAAAUAUUGAAAUUUACAUUUCACUGAGAUAAUUACAUCAUAAAGGCUAUGUUACUCCAAUAAUACUGUAUCUUAAAAAGUAAA
Molecule: messenger RNA, 5904 nt
Organism: Patiria miniata (bat star)
Lineage: Eukaryota; Metazoa; Echinodermata; Asteroidea; Valvatida; Asterinidae
Exons: 5
Coding region: 397-1260 (287 amino acids)
Source: RefSeq, a predicted model, not a curated record